Penicillium waksmanii is the source of this 1032-nucleotide messenger RNA. RefSeq names its product S1/P1 nuclease. Gene Ontology annotation, biological process: DNA catabolic process. The record is from RefSeq and is a predicted model, not a curated record. Bases 1 to 1032 code for a protein of 343 amino acids. Gene Ontology annotation, molecular function: endonuclease activity; nucleic acid binding. The transcript has 2 exons. Lineage: Eukaryota; Fungi; Ascomycota; Eurotiomycetes; Eurotiales; Aspergillaceae.
AUGCCAUCUUUCUCCAAUACUGUCCUCCUCACCCUAGGGGCAGUGAAUGGGGCGCACGCCUGGGGUGUGUUGGGUCACGCAACAGUUGCAUAUGUUGCUCAACACUAUGUUUCGUCUGAAACAGCAUCAUGGGCACAAGGCGUUCUUGGCAACUCAUCCAGUUCUUAUUUAGCUGGCAUCGCUUCCUGGGCUGACCAGUAUCGCCUAACUAGCGCUGGAAAAUGGUCGGCUCCUUUGCACUUUAUAGAUGCAGAGGAUGAUCCUCCUUCGAGUUGCAACGUGGACUACGACCGUGACUGUGGUAGCUCAGGUUGCUCAAUCUCUGCGGUCGCAAACUACACUCAGCGUGUGAGCGACAGCAGCCUUUCCGACGCUGAUGUUGCAGAGGCUCUCCGUUUUCUUGUUCAUUUCCUUGGUGAUAUGACUCAGCCACUCCACGAUGAGGCAUAUGAAGUCGGAGGAAACAACAUUAAGGUCACUUUCAAUGGAUACAGCGACAAUCUUCAUUCCGACUGGGAUAGCUACAUGCCCGAGCAGUUGGUCGGCGGUGACUCGCUCUCAGACGCAGAGUCUUGGGCCACCAGUCUGGUCAAGGAGAUCGAGUCGGGAAAUUAUACGUCUCAAGCUGCGAGCUGGAUCAAAGGAGAUGACAUCAGCGAUCCCAUUGCCGCAGCAACCAGCUGGGCUUCAGAUGCCAACGCUCUUGUUUGCACUGUUGUCAUGCCUAAAGGCGCUGCUGCUUUGCAAACCGGUGAUCUUUACCCCACCUACUACGAUUCGGUCAUUGACACGAUUGAGCUGCAAAUUGCUAAAGGCGGCUAUCGAUUGGGAAAUUGGCUCAACAAGAUCUACAGCACCAAAAUUGCUAAGCGGGAUCUGGAGUCUUUUGCGAAGGUUGGCCGCGCCGCGACUUCACAGCCAGACCUUUCGGGGAGAAGCUUUUUGCCCGAUCCUCGUCCACUGAGCCGGGCGAAGCUCGCUAGAGCGGCAAUGGAUGGAUCGUGCUGUAACUCGGGUAGACACAGCCAUUAA